GAGAACCUGUGGAUGAGACGGCUCUGCAUGCAACGCUCUGUGUAAAAGGCAGCCCCUAGUAAUAAUUAAACUCCUCAGUAAUUUGUCAGACAGGCAUGUCAGAGAUUGGUAAACUUUCCCAGCUCUUAAAGGGAGUGUUUCCCUGGAAUGCAAAGUAGAAAUCAAAUCUAAACACAGUCAUUUAUCAAAGAAAACAUUGGAAGGUACGCCCGCCCGGAUAACCAGCUCGCCCAUUCUCCAUGCACUGAGUGCUUCAUUCUGGGAUGUGACUGCAGUGUGCGCUCAGAAAGACUGGGAGGUGACUGCAGUCUCAGGCUGGUACCCUGUAACAGAACAUUAUCUGAGGACUACUCUGAGACGCCUCAAACAAGGCCUGCCAUAAAGUGAAGGUCAGGGCAGGAUCCACCAUCAUUAUGGCUUUGAUGAGAUAAAGACUGGCCACUGCAGCCUCCGAUGGAUAGAGCUGAGCGAUUUGAAGGCUGGCGUAUACAGUAUUAUGAGAUCCAUGUCCUUCUACAGACACCAUCUCCUCUUACUUGGCUUCCUGAGUUUCUGCUCUACAAAAAAUCUUGCAAACAGUCAAAACCAUACGUUGAUAUUCUCCAAGGACAACAACGUCCGCAACUGCAGCUGCUCCUCGGACAUCAAAAGCUGCGACUACAGCCUGGCCAACCUGGAGUGUAGCUGUAAGACCAUCGCCCUGCCGAAGAACAAGACCGGCUCCAGGCUGAUCCACAGUGGUGAGCUGACCGUCUGGUUCUCCGACAUCCUCACUCUGGGAAAGCUGGUUAACUUCACGUUCGUACAUAAUUUAAAACUUUCUCUGUGCGGAGCAGCUACCCUGCCGGCGGAAUACCUGGCCAUCCUGGGGCUCCGUCACCUGCGUGUGCAGGCUGACGCUACACGUGAACAGAGCCUGACGAUACAGAACAAUAGUAGCGAGCAAGAGGACAAGGACAGGCUGUGCCAAGUGUCCACAGACAAGACAUCCCCAUUUCACCUCUCUUACCUAGACACCUCCUUGUUUAAUGGACUUCCCUUGUUAAAAUCAUACAGUGUGGAGAAUGUUUCAAGUAUAACGAAGCACUUUCCAAACCUGCCCUUCUCUGGCGUCAUUGCAGCCACAAAUAAGAGUUACAUUGUGACUUUAAUUUACUGAUGGCCAGAGAGAGCUUUAACUGCAAUACUGGCUUAGAGUGCCACUUAGCAACAUUGUACCCCAGCUAAAAGCUCUAUAACAUGGACUAGAACUAUAACAUUCGGGGGCUGCAAUCGGUUUUGUGGGCUGCAUGUGGCCCUCUUCCUUUCCAUUCAGAGCCCUCUAGUACUUUUACCGCUUUCAGGGCGUGAUUCAGACAAUUUAGAUUUGGGUGGGGUGCGCUUAAAGUGAAAUCUAAAUUGCAGAGUAAAAAUAAAGCUGCCUAACAUCUGUGGGCUACAUGCUAACGCAGCCAGUAUUUACCCGGCACAGAAACAAUAUACAGUAAAUGCAUUUGCUCCCCUUGCAUGGCAGCAUGGUUUGUUAGGGGCCCCAUACACUAGAGCGAUAAUGCCUGAUUUCAGCCCAAUUCGAGCAUUCGGCCCGAUAUAUUGGAUGAAGGGGGUAAUUCCAAGUUGAUCACAGCAGGAAUUUUUUUUAGCAGUUGGGCAAAACCAUGUGCACUGCAGGGGAGGCAGAUAUAACAUGUGCAGAGAGAGUUAGAUUUGGGUGGGUUAUUUUGUUUCUGUGCAGGGUGAAUACUGGCUGCUUUAUUUUUACACUGCAAUUUAGAUUGUAGAUUGAACUCACCACACCCAAAUCUAAUUCUCUCUGCACAUGUUAUAUCUGCCUCCCCUGCAGUGCACAUGGGGGGUAAUUCCAAGUUGAUCGCAGCAGGAAUUUUUUUAGCAGUUGGGCAAAACCAUGUGCAGUGCAGGGGAGGCAGAUAUAACAUGUGCAGAGAGAGUUAGAUUUGGGUGGGUUAUUUUGUUUCUGUGCAGGGUAAAUACUGGCUGCUUUAUUUUUACACUGCAAUUUAGAUUGCAGAUUGAACUCACCGCACCCAAAUCUAACUCUCUCUGCACAUGUUAUAUCUGCCUCCCCUGCAGUGCACAUGGUUUUGUCCAACUGCUAAAAAAUUUCCUGCUGCGAUCAACUUGGAAUUACCCCCAAAAUCGGGCAUUUUUGUUAGGUAUUUCCAAUCCGAUGCGCGUUCCCGUGAGCAUUGGAUCGGAUUCUCCAGAUUGAAUGUGCUGCACAUUCAAUCACGUCCGACCAGGGGGCAUGGCUGGGAUUGCCCAGGAUACAUCGUAUGCAAAAGUACAGCAUCCGAUGUAUCUUGGGCGAUCCUGCGCCCCGGGAUGCUGCUGGGGUGAUCGCCUGCGACAUGUGGUCGCAUACGUGUAUGGGGCCCUUUACAGACACAAAGUUACUGUAAGUGAAAAACCAGACAGCAGCGACAUUUGCAUAUUUUUGCACAGCCGCUGCGUACGCACUGGCAGCUGCAAAUGCAUUUCUGUACACCUCUGAUUCAGGCCCUCAGGGGCAGGCUACACACCCCUUUAUACAUACAGCUAUUUGGGACCGGUUAUAGGUACAUCCUAAAAUACUGAGUUAGCCGUUCUGAAUAUGAUUCUGCAGAUUGAAAGUUGGAAAACAAAAUUUGGAUUUCUCUAAAUGAGAAAUGUAUUUACAUAGUUACUGUGCAGGAUACAUAAGAGUUGUUCAUUAGGCUCAAUCUCACUGAGCGAUACAGCAAUCUGAACAUGUCUGACACAACGGAAUAUUAAAACACUGUUCUUGAAAAGGA
Pseudophryne corroboree (corroboree frog) is the source of this 2789-nucleotide messenger RNA. It is a transcript of the gene EPCIP, whose product is annotated as exosomal polycystin 1 interacting protein. The coding region runs from base 497 to 1159 and encodes 220 amino acids. The transcript has 3 exons. The record is from RefSeq and is a predicted model, not a curated record. NCBI's taxonomy places the organism in Eukaryota, Metazoa, Chordata, Amphibia, Anura, Myobatrachidae.